AUGACCACGGUGUUUUUGGAUUUGAGUCUCGGUCCAAAGCCGUUGGGACGUGUGAAAAUUGAGCUGUACACGGAGCAGCUACCUAGGACCACCGAAAACUUCCGCCAAUUCUGUACAGGAGAGUACAAAGAACAGGGAAGACCCAUAGGGUACAAGCAGAGCAAGUUCCACAGACUCGUGCCAGGGUUCAUGUUACAAGGGGGCGACUUUGUGCGUGGGAAUGGAACAGGAACGAAAACCAUUUUUGGCCUGGACGCGUUCGAGGACGAGGCGUUUGUGUACAAGAACGAGCCGUUCACGGUUGCAAUGGCCAACUCGGGGCCGGACACCAACGGGUGUCAGUUUUUCAUCAAUCUUGCUCCCAACCACUUCCUUGACGGCAAGCACGUAGUGUUUGGCCAUGUGGUCGAAGGACAAGAUAUAAUAGAGACCAUUGAACGCGUAUCUGUGGAGAAUGAGAAACCGUUGAUCGAUGUCGUCAUAUCCAAUUGUGGUGAAAUGUAG
Molecule: messenger RNA, 504 nt
Organism: Ogataea philodendri
Lineage: Eukaryota; Fungi; Ascomycota; Pichiomycetes; Pichiales; Pichiaceae
Exons: 1
Coding region: 1-504 (167 amino acids)
Biological process (GO): protein peptidyl-prolyl isomerization; protein folding
Cellular component (GO): intracellular membrane-bounded organelle
Molecular function (GO): peptidyl-prolyl cis-trans isomerase activity
Source: RefSeq, a predicted model, not a curated record